Messenger RNA from Penicillium brasilianum, 705 nucleotides. The record is from the annotation of a GenBank genome assembly. Lineage: Eukaryota; Fungi; Ascomycota; Eurotiomycetes; Eurotiales; Aspergillaceae.
AUGGUACAUAGUGUUAGCGACCACCAAGAAGAGUACUCCGUCCUCCUCCUCAGUCUAAAUAACGCCGGCAAAACCACCCUGCUCUCCGAAAUCAAAGCCCUCUACCAACCCCGCCCAGACGGCACCCCCGCGCCAAACCCGGUCAAGACCGUCCCCACCGUCGGCCAGAAUGUCGCAACCAUCUCUUUAUCAGAUAUGAACCCCGAAGAUCUGGGAUCUGCCACGCGAUCAUCUUCGUGGUCGACAGCGCCGACGUUGGCCAAGAUCCAGAUAUCACCCGCCUUCCAUCUGCCUCCAGUCGACGCCCGAGCUCGGUAUCAGGUCCGACACGAGGGAGUAUCGGGUAUCGGGACCAACGAGCAAUUUUCAGACCAUAAAGUCGAGACUAAUGCGCCGGGGAGUGGUUUUCGACGUUUGGACGAGUGUCGACAAGUUCUAGAGUCGGCGCUGCAGAGUGCCGACGCGGCAGGGGUGCCGAUCCUCGUGCUGGCCAAAAAGCAGGAUCGUGAAGAUCGCGUGGAAGUUGUUCGCAUCAAAGAGGGCUUUGGAAGAGAAGUCUUUGAGGGAGAGACGGGGAGCGGCGUUCGAGACAGCCGUGUGCUGCCGGUCAGCGCGCUGCCUGGAUCGGGCGCGCAGGCUGCCGUCGAGUGGGUGCAGAGUCGUGUGCGAUGGAAUAAGGAGGGCCGGCCACCGGUCAUGCGGUGA